CUCUCAGAGCCUUUCUAAUCGCUCAAACACUAAUAUCGAGAACAAUCCAAGCCUUUUCAAAGAAGGUGUUUCUGGAUGGGAGACAAGGCGGCAUGCUCUAGAUAUCGAGUUAUAUAUUGAGAUCAGCCAGUAAACAAUCGCACCCCCUUUUUGUAUCUGCAGUAUGCAUAGCACACUUCCCGAACUAGUGAAUGCCAUAUUUACUUUUCAGUACAACCAGGAAUUGCCUUUACCUAGGUAGCAAGAAAGCCAAAUCACCAUGCUAUUGGCAGCAUAAAUUACAGGUGCGAGCUAGCAACUGAGCUAAAAGCACGUUCCAGAAGUCAAGAUACUGUAGCCGAAAGGAUCUAUGACGCUAACUCCGGCAACAUUUUCAUUCCCCGAUCAUCGGCCACCUCAGGUUAUCAACUUAAACUCAGAACAACCUCAAGAAUGAGGAAUUACAGAUGUCUAGAUCACUUUCUUCUGUCACGUCACUAGCAAUCACAAAUCCUCUCGUUUUAUAUCGAUCCCUUCUCCAGACCAAGCAGAUAGCCCCUGAUCCGGCACAAUAUCGACUAGCUCUUCAAUUACAGAAAUUAUAUACGAAUCUUCUCGAUUAUUCUCCACAAAUUCAAUAUGGAGCUCGACUCAAAGAAAUCAAUCGUGUGGUUGAGCAUACCAUGGAGAAGGAUGACCGGGUGCUCGCAGUUGCUGGUCACCCACUGAGACGCAACCCUUUAUUCUCUCAUUUGUUUUCUGACAGCAAGCGAGAUACACUCGCUUUAACGCGAGUACUGACGAGUCAUGAAACGGCAAUAAAUCUGGACUCUCCAAGAGGGUUGCUACUACAUGGAGAAGUCGGAACUGGGAAAAGCAUGAUGGUAGACCUGUUGGCGGAUUGUCUUCCCAACCAAAAGAAGAGAAGAUGGCAUUUCAACACUUUCAUGUUGGAGAUCCUUGCACGCCUGGAAUACCGUCGUAAAGAUGGAAGUCCAAAUCCAGAACAUUCCUUGAUUUGGUUGGCAAAAGACAUGAUAGAAACAUCCCCUAUCCUUUUCUUAGACGAGUUUCAAUUGCCAGACAGAACCGCAUCAAAGAUAUUAAGUAGUCUGUUGACAACUUUCUUUCAACUGGGUGGAGUUUUGAUUGCAUCAUCGAACCGUAUGCCAGAUGAGUUAUCCAAGGCUAGUGGCAUGGAUUUCACGACUCCCCCUGGAGGUGGGUUUAUGAGGAAAUGGCUUGGUUAUGGCGAAGGACGGACACCAACCAUGUAUCCAUCAAACAACGAGUACGCGGGUUUUGUAGAGGUCUUGAAGGCUCGGUGUGAAAUUUGGGACAUCCGAGGAGAUCGUGACUGGAGGAGGAGAGAUGCCGAGGAAGUUAUAAGUGUUGGAUCUGAAGCUUUGCGGCAAGAGUUGAUUGAGGAUGUUUUUGAAAGAGAGCAAGGUCGAACGGACCACUUAGCUGGUCAGUCAGAUUUACCAAUCGAGGAAUCCGAAAGCCAGGCGACAAAGUUACCUAGCAAAUAUUUCUUAAUGCCAUCUAGCGAGCGUUGGGAUGAGACAAUUGGGGGCGUUUUGAAUGUCAAAAGUGGUAGCCCGAUUCCUUGGGAAUCAUCAACUAUCUCAGUAUAUGGUCGGAAAGUUCCAGUCCCACGGCAUUUCGAAGGUAUCACUUUCUGGACAUUUCGAGAACUUUGCGAAUCAACAUUUGGCCCAGCCGAUUACAUCACACUAGCCUCGACCUUUCACACUCUCAUAUUAGACAAUGUCCCAGUCCUACAUCUUGCUCAAAAGAACGAGGCUAGGAGACUUAUCACUCUUCUAGAUGCUUUAUACGAAGCGCGUUGCAAGCUGGUCAUUCGAGCGGAAAGCGAUCCAGACUCCCUCUUCUUCCCAGAAAUAAGAACAACUUCAAACACCGGCGCAUCGACUGCUUCUCAACAAGAUAAAGAUGAUGACGGGGAUGCUGUAUAUCCCGAGACUCUUGCUGAGAUCUACCAGGAUCAAACUUCCCCAUUCAGACCAAACAUUUCGUCAUAUACAGAUGAUUCAAGAGUAGGAUAUGAUUCAGAUGAGGACUCGGACUUUGGCCCUGUUCCUGGGAAAGGAAACGAAAUUGGGCGUCAGGUUGACUUCGGAAAUACUAGUUCUAUUACUGGAGAAGACGAGAGGUUUGCGUAUAAACGAGCAAGCAGUAGACUUUGGGAGAUGUGUGGAGCGAGAUGGCAUGCGGGAUCUGAGCCUAAUGUAAGAAUUUCCCUUCACUUUAUAUCCGCUCCAAGCUUUAUUCUUUUCUUCAUUUUUCCAAUCUUACUUCUCGCUUAUGCCUAAUUCUUUCCUUCUUAUUUUUGAGCAAGAAGAAUCCUGCUCAAACAAACAAGUAUUUGACUUCUUGAUGUAUUUCCUCUACACUUCAUUCAAUAUCUAACAAAUUCCCAGUGGUGGAGACCUCUACCCCUCGAAGUCCGAAAAUGGGAACGCUCAGCAUCAGCGGCGAUUUCAAACCCUCCACAACCAAAUUCAGAAAGCGACGUCAAAAUCGGGACGUUCAUUGAAUUGGACGAACCUGCAGGACUUCGUGAUAAUAGAAAUCUGAAGGAAGAAGAGAGUCAGCCGAGGACUCCCUUUCGAGAGCCACGAGAUCCGCCCACGAAGAUUGGAUGGACUCAUGCGUGGGGGAUGGCGAAGUGGGGAAAGAAAGCUGGACCUUGGGGCCAGGGUGUUGAUGGAUUGGGAGAUAGAAAGAAGGGGAGUGAGAAGGGAGAUUGAGGGAAGAUAGAGCUUGAAAAGAGCUAGAAAGAUGUUAAUUGGUACCAUACGAAGCUUAGAAGCUUCGGUAGAUCCUUCAAAAUCGACUAAGUGAGAAGACCAAUCGAGAGGGUCUUUGAGUUCUGUGUUCAAAUACUUUACACCAAAUAGACAUCAUGAGUGCAUUCUGUACAAAUCACUGAUUAGAGCCAAGAGAGCAACAUUUUCCCUCUCAGAUCCAAAUUGCGAGAUGUCUAGUCACACUUUAUAGUUAUUGACAAGGGUACGAGUAGUACUGUAUGUAAGACAAGGGGUCGGGGUCCACAACUUAGCCUUCUAACCUCCAAUCCUCAGCCUCGUCAAUAUAAACUCAAUCGCAACAUCAUCACCACCACAUCCUUACACCACUCCCAAAAACCAAAAACAAUGUCAGCAAUCCCCUCAAUAGCCUGCAUAGGCAUACUCGGAAAAAACGUAUCUCUCCCUCCCCCUUCCCUACCCUACCCCCCCAAACCAACUAACACACACACCCAGAACAACCCCCUCCACAUAACCCUCUUCCCCUCCCACCCCCUCACCACACCCCUCCGGACCCCCGUCCAGUUCUCCCUCCUCCUCUCCAGCACCCUCGACAUUUUCGCCGCGCGCUCGAAAGUCAACAUCUCAGUCGGCGGCGGCCUAUCGGGCGAUUACGGACUCCUCCACGCGAUUGAUGAGCGCCUCGCCGCGUAUGGGUUCGAGACGAAUACGGGUGUGAAGUUUGUGGUGGUUGUGGAUAUGAGGGGACGGGGGAUUAGGGGGGGAGAAGUAGGGGAGAAGGUGGGUGGGGGAUUGGGGUUGAGGGAGGGCGAAAUGAAGAUUGUGAGUUUUUUUGUUUGGGGGAUGGGGAUUGGGGUGGGAUGGGAUAAAUUGGUGAUGAGGAGGGAGUAAUGCUAAUUGCUACAUAGGUCUUCCGACAACUACAAAAUGCCUACGUCCAUUUACUACAGAACCCCUUCUACAGUCCCGAUGAACAUAGUCCGCCUACCGGUCGAGGGGGGAAGAAAAUCACCAGUAGGAGGUUCGCAGAAGAUGUGAGGAGGAUUGGAGAGACUUGGAGACCUGGAGCUGGGAUCAAUUGAUGUUUUUUCAAACCGACAGAGGGUGACGAUUAGGGAUGAAUUGAAGAGGGAGUUCUGCGUUUAUGGCAUUGGCAUGGCGUUUUGAGCGAAGGGACGAGUAUAUGUUCCUAAUGCUUGCCCGAAUUAUGAUUAAUUUCGAAAAGUAUGUAUUAGGAUAUGUGAUAUUUUGGACUUCGGCUGAGAGCUGUUGGGUAAGUGCUAUUCCGUGAAUCGCUACCCACAAACUAUUAAAACUCUUCAGAUUUCCUCUCUCGCCUAAUCCAUCUCAGAAGAACAGAAAGAGCCCUACCUCUGCC
Molecule: messenger RNA, 4149 nt
Organism: Hymenoscyphus albidus
Lineage: Eukaryota; Fungi; Ascomycota; Leotiomycetes; Helotiales; Helotiaceae
Source: the annotation of a GenBank genome assembly